Molecule: messenger RNA, 1074 nt
Organism: Sturnus vulgaris (Common starling)
Lineage: Eukaryota; Metazoa; Chordata; Aves; Passeriformes; Sturnidae
Product: partitioning defective 6 homolog alpha
Biological process (GO): centrosome cycle; establishment or maintenance of cell polarity; regulation of cellular localization
Cellular component (GO): cell cortex; nucleus; apical plasma membrane
Molecular function (GO): protein binding
Source: RefSeq, a predicted model, not a curated record
AUGGCCAAGCACCACCGCACGCCGGCGCGCUCCGCCGAGCCCGUCAUCGAGGUCAAGAGCAAGUUCGACGCUGAAUUUCGCCGCUUUGCCAUGAAGCGCUCUGGUGCUGGCAGCUUCCAGGACUUCUACCAGCUGCUGCAGACAGUGCACCAGAUCCCACGGGUGGACGUGCUUCUGGGCUACACUGACAUCCACGGCGACCUCCUGCCCAUCAACAACGAUGACAACUACCACAAAGCCCUGUCCUCUGCCAACCCCCUCCUCAGGGUCAUCAUCCAAAAGAAGGCAGAGUCCGAUGCCAGCGUCUUCGCCUCCAACUCCUUGCAGCGGAAGAAGAAAGGGCUGCUGCGCCCGGCGCACUACCGGGCUAAGCCUCACCUCCUGAUCGGGAUGCCCCAGGACUUCCGUCAGAUCUCCUCCAUCAUCGACGUGGACAUCCUGCCCGAGACGCACCGGCGCGUGCGGCUGCACAAGCACGGCUCCGACAAACCGCUGGGCUUCUACAUCCGCGACGGCGUCAGCGUGCGCGUGGCCCCGCAGGGCGUCGAGAAGGUGCCCGGCAUCUUCAUCUCCCGCCUGGUGAAGGGCGGCUUGGCCGAGAGCACGGGGCUGCUGGCGGUGAGCGACGAGAUCCUGGAGGUGAAUGGCAUCGAUGUGGCCGGCAAGUCCCUGGACCAAGUGACGGACAUGAUGGUGGCCAACAGCCACAACCUCAUCAUCACCGUCAAGCCGGCCAACCAGCGCAACAACGUCAUCCGCAGCAGCAAGGCCUCGGGCAGCUCCGGCAUGUCCACGGACAGCACCCCCAGCCAGCAGACCCCCAGCCCGGCCUCGCAGUACCUGAGCAAUUACAGCACGGCCGAGAGCGACGAGGAGGGCGACCUGGUCAUCGAGAGCGACAGCGCGUCCCACUACAUCCCCGGGGGCUGCCCCAACGGGGGCCCCGCGGACGGACCCCUGCAGCGGAGCCUGUCCCCGCACAGCUCGCGGGGCUCCCUGCAGUCCCUCGGCAGCCACGACGGCAGCCCUGGCAGGGGCAGCGGACGGGAGGAUGGCACCCUCCUCACCCUAUAG